Molecule: messenger RNA, 4176 nt
Organism: Abrus precatorius (Indian licorice)
Lineage: Eukaryota; Viridiplantae; Streptophyta; Magnoliopsida; Fabales; Fabaceae
Product: ABC transporter G family member 5
Exons: 1
Coding region: 1525-3453 (642 amino acids)
Cellular component (GO): membrane
Molecular function (GO): ABC-type transporter activity; ATP binding; ATP hydrolysis activity
Source: RefSeq, a predicted model, not a curated record
GUGAAAUAAUGACUAAAAUGCGUCCAAGUUAACAUAUUUGAUUACUAAACUAUACAAAAUAAAAGUUUCAAAAACUAAAAAAGAAAACAAAAUUCUAGUUUCUAAAUCAAAUUGUAUAUUUAAUCAUUACUAAUUAGACGGAUAAGAUGAUCACAUAUAUUUCGUGGGAAUGAUUUUAUCAGUGUGCCAAAGAUAGAAAUAGAGAAACUAAUGCAUGACAGAAGAUAAUUGUAUGUAGUAAAUGCUUGGACCUCAAGACAAAGAUGAAAAUUGAAGAGCUUAUCAAAUUACACAGUUAUGGAAGAUUUUGAUUCGUUCUGGAGCAAUAUGAAAUUUCAGCCACAAAUUUGAUGACCCAAGGGACCACCACUUUGUUGAUUCCCAAAUCCUAGUGUCCUAACACGUCACUCCAAAAUGCUAGUGGUUUGUACUUAGUCUUUUUCAGUAAUUACAUUAAUAGCCAUUCAUAGUUAUUUUCCCCCCUAAAAGAUCUGUACUGUAAUCAAUCCUUCACUCAUAGAAUACACAAAAGUUCCGUACAUGUAAGCAUAAAUCAUCCCUGCUAUACUAAAUAUCAUUUUUUUAUAUUAUUUAUUUGAUCAACAUAGUAUAAAUUUAAUAAAACAAUUAACAUUGAAAUAAACAUGAAUUUAUAUUCAUUCAAGCAUGUUAAUAUAAAAAAGACAAAUAGAGAAAAUGACCAAUGUAUGUACAUAUCACUAUUAACAAAUUCCCACGAUUGCAUGAAUUGGAUUGAUCAUUUAAUUCUUUUAUAAGCAGACACGAGAUUGAAAUGAUAGAAAAAUGAUUUGCAAACAUCAUGAUGUAGGUAAAAUAGUACUAUCAUCAUGUAAUAAAAGGAUAGAAGAAACUGAAUUGUCAUAAAUAAAAAAUAUGCUGUCGAACACGAUGAUUGGCGAAUUAAAUUCCACACCCGUCUCAAUUAUGCUCCAAAAAACCAAUGUCCAAAACCAUUAGCAUCCUCCAUUUUACAGUUACUAUUGGCAUUUGAUAACACCCCGAAGCUAUGUUUAAUGUAUAGCUGUCCAUUAAACCACGAGAAACCAAAAAGAUUCACGUGAAUUAUUCUAUGUUCCAUGUGCAUAAUAAAUGUUUAAUUUAGGACACACAAAUUGGUAUGUUAACCAACAAAGUAUUAAUAUAUUACUAAUCCUUAUUAAAUAUAUAUUGGAUUUACUUACUAACAAUUAUUGAAUUCUUAUAUUUAAAUCGUAAAUUUGUAUAAGCAUCAUCCCCUGUGUCAAAAUAUAUAAAAUUGGUAGAGAAAUAGCAAGAAAUGCACGUGAACCUUGUAUACAAAGUUCGAGGACCUCAGUGUCUUUUGUAGCUGAAUCCCUUCGAACCACUCAUUGUUUCACUGUCUGCAGCUGAGGCCAAAACCAUUGAUUUAAAAAAGAAUAUACAACAGAGAGGAAGAGAACCAAAUGGGUAUGGGAAUUAGAAGAGAGUGCUAGAAACAACAGAGAGAAACACAUAGAAAAAGAGGCAUAGCAACCUAUUCAUAUGAAGAUGCAAGGCUGUGAGGUUGAGGCCAUUGGCAUAAACUACAAGAUCCACACACACAAAACGGAGCACCCUUUUAAAAUCUUCAGCAAAUCUGCACAACUUGACACCAAAGAAGAUGGUCUAGAAUCAGGAGAGAGAGCAAAAGCUGAACAAAGUUGCAGUGGAGUUAGGCAUGUGCUGAAGAAUGUGAGUUGCCAAGCCAAGCCAUGGGAGAUCCUAGCAAUUGUUGGGCCAAGUGGAGCUGGGAAAUCAUCAUUGCUUGAGAUUCUUGCUGGUAAACACAGUCCUCAAAGUGGAUCAGUGUUGGUGAACCACAAGCCUGUGAAUAAAACUCAGUUCAGAAAGCUCUCAGGGUAUGUUACACAAAAGGAUACUUUGUUUCCUUUACUUACAGUUGAAGAAACCCUGAUGUUUAGUGCACAGCUAAGGCUAAAGCUUUGUCAAGAACAGCUUUGCUCAAGGGUCAAGUCACUGAUUCAAGAGCUUGGACUUGAUCAUGUUGCUGGCACUAGAAUUGGUGAUGAACGGGUCAGAGGUAUAUCUGGUGGUGAGAGGCGCAGGGUCUCUAUUGGUGUUGAAGUCAUACAUGAUCCUAAAGUGCUGAUUCUUGAUGAGCCAACUUCAGGUCUUGAUAGUACUUCUGCCUUACAAAUAAUUGAUAUGCUUAAGGUCAUGGCAGACACUAGGGGAAGAACUAUAAUUCUUAGUAUCCAUCAACCUGGGUUCAGAAUAGUGAAGCUGUUCAAUUCAUUGUUGUUGUUGGCCAAUGGCUGUGUGUUGCAUCAUGGAACUGCGGAUUUGCUGGGUGUGAAUCUAAGAUUAAUGGGUUUAGAGCUUCCCCUUCAUGUUAAUGUAGUUGAAUUUGCCAUUGAGUCCAUUGAUACCAUUCAGCAACACCAGAAAUGUGUGCCAGUUCAGGUAGAAACACCAAGGCAAUUGCCAGGGACAAUGCAACCGAAGAAAGGUGAGGAUGAAACAGGUGAGGGUAGGAGUGGUAAGUUCACUUUGCAACAGCUCUUUCAGCAAUCCAAGGUAAUUGAUGAGGAAAUCAUCAAUGCUGGAAUGGAUUUCACUUGUGAUUUUGCUAAUUCUAGAUUGAGAGAAACUAUGAUCCUCGCUCAUAGGUUCUCCAAAAACAUAUUUCGUACAAAAGAGCUAUUUGCAUGCAGGACAAUUCAGAUGCUGGUUUCUGGCCUGGUUUUGGGGUCCAUCUUUUGCAACCUCAAGGAUGAUCUAGUUGGAACAGUAGAAAGGGUAGGACUAUUUGCUUUCAUAUUAACGUUUUUGUUAUCAAGCAGCAUAGAAGCUCUACCAAUUUUUCUGCAAGAAAGGGAGAUUCUAAUGAAGGAAACAUCUUGUGGAAGCUACCGUAUAUCAUCCUAUGCUAUUGCCAAUGGCCUAGUAUACUUGCCAUUUCUUCUUAUCCUGGCCAUUUUGUUCACAAUGCCCUUAUACUGGCUUGUUGGGCUCAACCGGAAUUUCUUGGCAUUUUUGCACUUUUUGUUGCUGAUAUGGCUGAUUCUAUAUACAGCCAAUUCAGUUGUGGUGUGUUUCAGUGCUUUGGUGCCUAAUUUCAUUGUUGGAAAUUCAGUGAUUGCUGGUGUUAUAGGGUCGUUCUUCUUGUUUUCUGGAUACUUCAUAUCAAAGCAGGAGAUUCCAAAUUACUGGAUAUUCAUGCAUUAUAUAUCACUGUUUAAGUAUCCGUUUGAAGGGUUCCUGAUCAAUGAGUUCUCCAACUCGGGAAAGUGCUUGGAGUACUUGUUUGGGGCAUGUGUGAAGAGCGGAGAGGAUGUGCUUAAAGAAGAAGGUUUUGGGGGUGAGAGUAGUAGAUGGAAGAAUGUUGGGGUCACGGUUUGCUUCAUCUUGCUUUACAGGUUCAUUUCUUAUGUUAUUCUUAGAUACAGAUGCAGGGCUGUCACCGACUAGAGCCUAUGGUGACUCUCUCUCUCUCUGGUUCACAUGUCUUGGAUUUUACUUCUGAUAGCAACCAAUGAAGAUAUUAUCAACAAAAAAAGUAUAAAGAAUUAUAGGUUCGGUCAUUGCCAACAAAUUGUACUAACACGAUAUUAUGUUGGUUUUUGCUUUACAUGAUUACUUAAUUCACACCAUUGUCUUUCUCGACCAUAUCUAGAUUCCUUAUUUCUUCAUAAUUUUCCAUGUCCUAAUCAACUAGCUUACUUCUGAAAAUGAACAAUGAACAUGGAAUUAUGCUAAAACUUUUGAACUUCACGCCAGGCUUGCUUAGCAGGUCUAAUUUCAAUUAGAACUCUAUAACCAGGUAUAAAGAAACAGAGUAUUUUGUGGGAGCAAAGUAAUUGAGUAUUAAAAUCAGUACAACGCAAAACAAUUGAUAAACACAGAAUUAUCCUCUGCUUAUGAAUCCCAUAUUCCCUAUCAUUAUUUGUAAAUUAAGUAAAAUCCGCACGAAGAGUGCUACUAAUGUUCUCUAGCAUACCCAUUCUAAUGUAUUAUUUGUUUAGAAACACAAAAUUAUGAGGCGAAAACAUAAUUUUAGUUAAAAAAAAUGUGUUAAACAAAAUAUUAUUAACAUUUCUCAAUUAGUGAAUGUUUAUGCCCAAGUGCCCUAAUGAUCCCGAGAUGCAUCCAUUCUGUAAAUUAGUAGCACUCAACUUAUUGUUCUGGUUUGAC